CAAACAUUAAUUAUGGGUCCCACUCAAGGAAAAGAAGUAUGAAUUAAAUUGUAAUUUAGUUAUCUCCCUAAAUGAGAGAGAGAGUCCUCAAAUUAUUUGCUAAAUUCGAUGUAGAUGGUUCGAAGUCUAUAGAAAAAACAGAAACAAUCAAAUAUUGGUAACUUUAUAUAAAAUUCACACCUUCAGGAAAAGCAAUUUCGCAAAACUCAAUACUGAGGAGUUGUUCAAAUCUGUUGAUACAGAUAAUAGUGGUACAAUCUCAGAGGAAGAAUGGUUAAACUUUUGGACCUCAGUUUUAAGAAGUGGACAUACUGAAGAAGAAAUAUCCGAUGAAGUAUUUGAUUUGUAUAACUAUUAGUUAGAAUCGAUCGAAACUGGAUCAUCUUGGUGCAAAUUUGAGAAUCUGGAUAAAAAAGGCUGA
Messenger RNA from Paramecium octaurelia, 421 nucleotides. NCBI's taxonomy places the organism in Eukaryota, Ciliophora, Oligohymenophorea, Peniculida, Parameciidae. The record is from the annotation of a GenBank genome assembly.